CAGGUGGCAGCGGUGACAGUGACAGCGGCAGCGGCAGCAGUCUGUGCGCUUCCUCUCCCAGGAGCACCCGCAUCCCGCCUCCGCCGCGCCACUGAGCUGCCGGCGAUCCCGGGAGCCCCGGCCCAMGCGCCCACGGCCGAGCCCCGCGCACAAUAGCGGCGGUCGCAGCUGCGGCUCCGAACCUGGACGCCAGCCAUGGGGAAGACGCCGAGGAAGGGAUACGACUACAAGCGCUUCCUGAAGAAUAACUGGUUGCUGCUCUCCACCGUGGCCGCGGUGGUGCUAGGCAUUGCCAUAGGAGUCUUAGUUCGAGAAUACAGCAAGCUCUCGAAUCUGGAGAAAUUCUACUUUGCUUUUCCUGGAGAAAUUCUAAUGAGGAUGCURAAACUCAUCAUUUUGCCAUUAAUUAUAUCCAGCAUGAUUACAGGUGUUGCUGCACUGGACUCCAGUGUAUCUGGAAAAAUUGGAYUGCGUGCUGUAGUAUAUUAUUUCUGUACCACCAUCAUUGCUGUAAUUCUAGGUAUUGUGCUGGUGGUGAGCAUCAAGCCUGGUGUCACUCAGAAGGUGUCUGAAAUCGACAGGAUGGGGAGCACCCCGGAAGUCAGCACAGUAGAUGCCAUGUUAGACCUGAUCAGGAAUAUGUUCCCUGAGAACCUUGUCCAAGCCUGUUUUGAGCAGUACAAAACCAAGCGUGAAGAAGUAAAGCCCCCCAGUGAUCCCCGGAGGAACAUGACAGAGGAGCCUGUCACCACCAUGAUGUCCACAGUUUCCGAGAACAAAACAAAGGAAUACAGAAUCGUGGGCAUGUAUUCAGAUGGCAUUAAUGUUCUAGGCUUGAUUAUUUUUUGCCUCGUUUUCGGACUGGUCAUUGGAAAAAUGGGAGAAAAGGGACAGAUUCUGGUGGAUUUCUUCAACGCCUUGAGUGACGCAACCAUGAAAAUUGUUCAGAUCAUUAUGUGUUACAUGCCACUUGGUAUUUUGUUCCUGAUUGCUGGGAAGAUCAUAGAAGUUGAAGACUGGGAAAUAUUCCGCAAGCUGGGUCUUUACAUGGCUACUGUCCUAAGUGGGCUUGCCAUCCACUCCAUUGUAAUUCUCCCACUGAUAUAUUUCAUAGUCGUCCGGAAGAACCCUUUCCGAUUUGCCAUGGGCAUGGCCCAGGCUCUCCUGACAGCUCUCAUGAUCUCUUCCAGUUCAGCCACACUGCCCGUCACCUUCCGCUGUGCCGAAGAAAAAAACCAGGUGGACAAGAGGAUCACUAGAUUUGUGUUGCCCGUUGGUGCCACAAUCAACAUGGAUGGGACUGCACUCUAUGAAGCAGUGGCCGCUGUGUUUAUUGCGCAGUUGAAUGACUUAGACUUGGGCAUUGGACAGAUCAUCACUAUCAGCAUCACAGCCACAGCUGCAAGCAUCGGAGCUGCUGGUGUGCCCCAGGCUGGCCUGGUGACCAUGGUGAUCGUGCUAAGUGCUGUGGGCCUGCCUGCCGAGGAUGUCACCCUGAUCGUCGCUGUCGACUGGCUCCUGGACCGGUUCAGGACCAUGGUCAAUGUCCUCGGUGAUGCAUUUGGGACUGGCAUUGUAGAAAAGCUCUCUAAGAAGGAGCUGGAGCAGAUGGAUGUUUCAUCGGAAGUCAACAUUGUGAAUCCCUUUGCCUUGGAAUCCACAAUACUGGAUAAUGAAGACUCAGAUACAAAGAAAUCCUAUGUCAAUGGAGGCUUUGCAGUGGACAAGUCCGACACUAUCUCCUUCACCCAGACCUCACAGUUCUAGAGCCCUUAGCUUCAGAUGACUGGAGUGAUGAAGGACAUCUCCAUGAGAGUCAUCUCUUAGCGAAUUCAAACAUGAAGAGAAACGCUAAUGGUCAAUUGUACAUGUAGUUUGAUAAACAGACCUCCAGAUUAUUUUCUAUAUUUGGCUUCAUAGCCUUUGUUCUCUGGGUUUUGGGAUUUGGGGUUGGGGUAAGAUAAAAGGAAAUUGAUUAAAAGAAAGUUGCAUUAUCUGGGUUUGAAAAUUUCUAUAAAACAAAGUUUGGAAGUAUAUGAAGUAAUAACUUUUUAGAAUUAGGUAACAGAUGUGGAAGAGAGAUUGCUUUCUCAUGCAUAAUCAGUGAUUUGGGGUUUUUAAAAAUUUCUGUCAUUGGUUACAAAUUUUUACUCAGACUUUCUAUUGGCAUGGAUUUCCUUUGACUUCUCACUUUUUAUAGAUUCUAAUGCAUCUGAACAACCCCACCUGGUCAAUGUGCCAAAUUGUCCAUUUUGAACUCAUCUCCAGCCAGUUUCAAAGACAYUGUUUUGGAAGACAAAACAAAACAGACCAGCACAGUUCUGCAAUAACAGUUUUAACUUUAACAUGGGCAUAGCAUUUAGGGAGAAGGGUUCUUUAUUCAAUGUACUGUAUUGGGACGCUGGUAACUGUUAACCCAGUGUUCAGUAUAGAACUAUAUAUAUAUAUAUAUGUGUGUGUAUAUAUUUAUUAUUUUCAUAUAAUUUACAAGACAGAGA
Urocitellus parryii (Arctic ground squirrel) is the source of this 2498-nucleotide messenger RNA. It is a transcript of the gene Slc1a1, whose product is annotated as solute carrier family 1 member 1. Gene Ontology annotation, biological process: L-glutamate transmembrane transport. The record is from RefSeq and is a predicted model, not a curated record. Gene Ontology annotation, cellular component: plasma membrane. Gene Ontology annotation, molecular function: L-cysteine transmembrane transporter activity; L-glutamate transmembrane transporter activity; glutamate:sodium symporter activity. Lineage: Eukaryota; Metazoa; Chordata; Mammalia; Rodentia; Sciuridae.